CUAUAAUUUAUCGUAUACUUUAUUAUUUCAAUUUAUCAAUCGUAUAACUACUGAAUACUAAAACAAAGCAUUAAAAGUAAUUAAAGAACAAUGUAAAAAAUCACCGCGAUAAACAGAGAGCCGUCAUUGGUUGACGUUUACAUAGAAGCAUUCUGAUUGGCUGAGAGCACGAUAGCUCAUUCAUCGUUUCUGCCGUGAUAAUAGCGUUCGGUGUAUCAGCUGCCGGAGUUCAACUCGGAUGUUUUGGCAGCUGAUUUUAUUCUCGUUUAUGUCGCUCGAAAACUUUCUGAAGUUUCAGUCGUUCAUAUUAUCGAAGGAUUCGUGUUGUUCUUGUCAUUCUGUGAUAUUUCAUCGAUAGUGUAAGUAAUGAGAAAUGGACGAUAAUGCUUCUUCCUUUAUUCGGGAAGUAGAGAAUGAUGACGUCAUGUACUGAAACAUAAGCUGUUUUCACCUUGUUCCGAUACAACAGUAUUUCGCGGGUACAGGUGCAAAAUAGAUAGAAUAAAAGGAUAUAUUUGUACAUUGAUUGCUAAAUAAAUCAGAGGGAUUAUAAUGGAUUCUGAAGAGGAAAUGUAUGAUGAUGUUGAUUCUGGUAAUGAAUCCAGUGGGGAUGAUGUGGAUUUUGCGAUGGAAAUAGAAGCUGGAAAUCCAAGAGAAAGGGCAACGGAUGUUGAUGAUUAUCCUUUUGAAGUUUUGUCUACAGAAGAAAUAGUGCAGCAUAUGGUUGACUCCAUUAAGGAAGUCAACAUUGUUGUGGAAAUACCAGCAACAACUACUCGCAUCUUACUAAAUCAUUUCAAGUGGGAUAAAGAGAAAUUAAUGGAACGCUUUUAUGAUGGUGAUCAAGAAAAAUUAUUUGCAGAAGCAAGAGUCAUUAAUCCAUUCAGAAAGGGUCCAUUAAAUAGAAAUCGAUCAUCACAGAGUUCUCUGUCUCGAAGAACAUCAACAAAUGGUACAGAAGAAUGUGGAAUCUGUUUCACAGUGCAACCAUCUGCAAUGAUGACUGGUCUUGAAUGUGGCCAUCGCUUUUGUACUGGUUGCUGGGGAGAGUAUCUCACCACUAAAAUAAUGGAAGAAGGAGUGGGUCAAACAAUAGCAUGUGCAGCGCAUGCCUGUGACAUUUUAGUUGACGAUGCCAGUGUGAUGCGUCUUGUGAAAGAUCCAAGAGUUAAACUGAAGUAUCAACACCUAAUAACUAAUAGUUUUGUCGAAUGUAAUAGGUUAUUAAGGUGGUGUCCAUCUCCAGACUGUAAUAACGCUAUAAAAGUACAGUAUGUAGAAGCAAGACCAGUCACUUGUAAAUGUGGACACACAUUCUGUUUCCAUUGCGGUGAGAAUUGGCAUGAUCCCGUGAAAUGUCAUUUACUGCGUAAAUGGAUUAAGAAGUGUGAUGAUGAUUCCGAAACAUCAAACUGGAUCGCCGCGAAUACAAAAGAGUGUCCGAAAUGUAAUGUUACUAUUGAAAAGGACGGUGGAUGUAAUCAUAUGGUGUGCAAAAAUCAAAAUUGUAAAACUGAUUUUUGUUGGGUGUGUCUUGGACCUUGGGAACCACAUGGUUCUAGUUGGUAUAAUUGUAAUCGUUAUGAUGAAGAAGAGGCUAAGGCAGCUAGAGAUGCUCAAGAAAAAUCACGAUCUGCGUUACAAAGAUACUUAUUUUAUUGCAAUAGAUAUAUGAAUCAUAUGCAGUCACUGAAAUUCGAAAGUAAACUCUACGCGAGUGUGAAGGAAAAAAUGGAAGAGAUGCAGCAGCAUAACAUGUCUUGGAUUGAGGUACAAUUUUUAAAGAAAGCAGUAGAUAUCUUGUGUUCUUGUAGACAGACACUUAUGUAUACUUACGUUUUUGCUUACUACGUGCGAAAGAAUAACCAAUCUGUGAUUUUUGAGGACAACCAAAAAGAUUUAGAGGGCACUACAGAACGUCUUUCCGAGUAUUUAGAACGAGAUAUUACAAGUGAAAAUCUUGCUGACAUUAAACAGAAAGUUCAGGAUAAAUAUAGAUAUUGCGAUAGUCGAAGGAAGGUGCUUUUGGAGCAUGUUCACGAAGGUUAUGAAAAGGAUUGGUGGGAUUACGUGGAAUAGAGAUCUGCACCAGCUUCGUUUUCAGGGCGUACCGGACAAGGUUCCUUUCUUGUCGAUUUAGCCCCAGCUGUGAUAAAUCAAGAAAGCUGACAAGAGACAUAAAUAGAGCAUGUCAUUGAGUGAUUUACGUGUUAGAUAUAUAUAUGAUCUGUGGCAACACAUAUAUCGUUACUGAAUUUUGAAUUUAUUAAAAAAUUGAAAUCCUAUUAUCAUCAGGCUAAAUGUAAAGUACUUUUGUAUUAAUUACUGAUGCUAAUUUGCACUCGCUGCGUGCUAUUUUCAUCCUUCAUAAACAUGCCUUGCAAUAAUAUUUUCAAGUCUCGAAUGAAUUUUAUAUAUAUAGAUAUAAAAGAAAUUGAACAAUUUAUCGGAAAUUUGCUUAAUAGUAUAAUACGGUUCACCUUUUCAUACUAUUAUAAGAUUCUCUGGGAAAGUAUUACAUAAUCUUUGAAAUGGAAAAGACUUUUCAAGAGUUCUUCAAAUAGAUAAUGAAAAGGUUAAUAUAGCCACUAGAUUACCUUAACCUUGUCUUUUAUUCUCAGUCCUGUGCACUCGAUUUAUGAAGGGAUAAAAGAAAAAAAAGGAUAGUGCUGGAUAAAAUGUCUACCAUUUUCGCUCUAUUUUGGACAGUAAUUGUGUCCAGGCUAUAACUGCCAAUUCUUUAUGAGAAACUGAAUUUAAGUGAUCGUGUCGUCAGUAUCAUGUGCAAUUUUUACAUCAACUUAUAUUAUUUUAGUUCUUACUUUCUAUGUAAUAAAUUGAAUAUUGUUUAAACGAAUAAUUCUGUACAGUAUAGAACAUACGAGGUUUGCCUAGGCAAAAUGGCGAUAUAGGAAGAAAAAGCUCUACCACUCGUGUAUAAACGUUUACCCGGGAAUAUUUUACUCCUAAUAUUUUAAAAUUUUUAAUUUGUUUCUUUAGAACUUUUAAAUUUGAAUUUCUCAGAUUAAAAAAAUUUUGAAAUUUUAGUUUCGGAAUCUUGAAAUUUAAUACAUAUGUUAUAUUGUAUCAUAUUUAAUAAUUAAAAAUUAUAUCCAGUUAAAUUAGUACCUCAAAUUAGGAUUUUGAACAUUCCUUUUUCCUGCCAUUUUUCCUAGGGAAACUUAUCAUGCUCGAUAUUGCAUCUGUUAAAAUCAAGAAAGCGAAAAUCGGAAUGAAAGGAGUUUUAAUUUAUUUCUAAGAAAUUAUUGAAGUUAACGCAAAAGGGUCCAACGUUUUUAACAAUUUGAAAUUUAUUUUUGGGGUGCGGCGAUGGAUAAAAUUUGCAUAUUUUUAUAGAAAUAAUUCCUUUAUAUAUUUAAACAAAUUGUAAAUGAAUAAUUUCAGAUAGAACUUGUUUGAUGUGAUGUUCUCGUAAUGCUGACGAUAUGCUUCAUAUAUCAUUAAUCAAAUAACUUGUGGUGAAUGAAUGUAGUACAAUGAUCACUUACUGUUAUAUAAGUGGGGAACGAAAUAAGUUCCAUUUGUACAGUUAUAUAGUUACAUAUUCACAUAUAAAUGCAUAAUACAUAGUUGUAAUAUCAAUAUUAGUGAACUUAAAGUAGAAACAUUUGAAGGUUUAUGAAAAGAAGAAAAAAUUGUUGAUUCUUACUAUUAUCCAUGUUAGGAAUUAAAAAGGUAAAAAUACAGUUGUUUUCUGUACAGUCGCAAAAUCAGAGUAAAAGUAAGAGAACUGUUAGACAUGAAUAUAAUUCGCAGCAAAUUAUUCUCUGGUUCGUGGUUUUAUAUGAUACGUUUAUGUAAUUCAUCAACUUAUAAACAAUGAUCAGGGAAUAAACAGUUCUUUAUAUUCAAACGUAAGAGAUAUUCUAAAAGAAGAUCUGAAAAAGUUUCGUAUAUUGUCAUUGGUGUAAUUAGAAUUCUUUUAUGGAAUGGACCAGGAUGUUUAAUACUGUUUAAUUUUGUUCUGUUUUAGUUGAAUUACGUAUUACAAUUAGGCAAAGUAUUUAGUUCUGUUAAAAUAAGAUUCUACGAACAGGGCCGCGUCUAGAGCUAUUUGAGCCUGGGUAUAUACAUGGAAAUCGCGGUCUUUCUUACAUAUAUUUAUAUCAUUUGGUUUAUUUAUUUCAUGCAGUAAUAACAUAUACUUCCAUUUUGCCCAGGAGUAAACGCGGCCUUGUCUACAAGAGAAUUUUGAAAUUUUUGAAAUCUAGUAUUUUGAAUAAUCUAAGUUUUAGAUUUUUAGAAUUUUGAAGUCCGGAAUUUGUGAUUUCUGAUAUUUUGGAGUUUCGGGUUUUGAAUUUUGAAAUUUUUAGAACUCUGAAAUUUUGCAAAUUUUACGUUUUUUUAGGGGCUCACCCUGGCCCCUACCUAGUUACACCAAUGUAUAUUGUUCGUCCUUAAAAUCAUUAACUAUUUAUUAAGAUAUGUGCGAUAAAUUUUAAGUAAUUAAUUUUGGACUUUUCAAUUAUUGUUAAACAUAUCCCAUGAAUGUAAAAGUUAAAAAAAGAGCACUAGGAACUUUUAAUGGUAUCAAGAACUUUGAUACUACUCAAAGAAGCGCUCUCUGUUAGCAUGUUUUUAAUACCUAUUACUUCUCAAUCUGUACGCAGAAACCACGUAAUAUAUAACAUUAGUGAAA
Osmia lignaria (orchard mason bee) is the source of this 4660-nucleotide messenger RNA. It is a transcript of the gene ari-1, whose product is annotated as E3 ubiquitin-protein ligase ariadne-1. Lineage: Eukaryota; Metazoa; Arthropoda; Insecta; Hymenoptera; Megachilidae. The record is from RefSeq and is a predicted model, not a curated record. Gene Ontology annotation, molecular function: zinc ion binding; ubiquitin-protein transferase activity. Gene Ontology annotation, biological process: protein ubiquitination.